Messenger RNA from Setaria italica (foxtail millet), 1842 nucleotides. Its product is annotated as transcription factor bHLH69. NCBI's taxonomy places the organism in Eukaryota, Viridiplantae, Streptophyta, Magnoliopsida, Poales, Poaceae. Gene Ontology annotation, molecular function: DNA-binding transcription factor activity; protein dimerization activity. The transcript has 3 exons. Gene Ontology annotation, biological process: regulation of DNA-templated transcription. The coding region runs from base 495 to 1691 and encodes 398 amino acids. The record is from RefSeq and is a predicted model, not a curated record.
CCAUAUCCCCACACAUAUGAUCUGUGCUGUCUCCUCAGGCAGGCCUCUCUCCGCUCUCUCUUCUCUUCCCCUCUCCUCCCCGGCUCCCCCUUCCUUGCUCGCCUAAGCUAACUCAGACGGCGAGCACGCUUCCGCGAAGCCCGGCCGCGCAGCUCUGAUUGCUAGCUGAUUGAUUGGUCAAUCACUCCGCCUCGACUCGAUCCAUAUACCUACACUGCUGCAGAUACUCUCUUCUCUCGUCGGCUCGCCGGUUGUUCAUCGGAGCUUACCGGCCGGCCGUCGGCGGCUCGGCGCCAUCGUCGUUGACGGUGUUUUCCAAGGGCGGCGGUGUAGGAGGAAACAAGCUAAGGAAGCCGCGUGACGCGGUGCGCUCCGUCGGCGAAGCGAAAGCUGCGUCUGCCAUCAACCAUCGAUAGAGAAGUGCACAGUUAUAGCAUCGUCCCAGAAUCCCUGCGCCAGUCAUUUAAUUAACCGAUCGAUCGGCGGCGGCGGCGAUGGACGCUACCUUUGGCUGGGCCGGCGCCGGCCACCAUGUCGACGACUACUUCUCGCGCCAGGUUGGAUGCGGCCGGUUCGAGGUGGACGAGGCCUUCCUCGGAGACUGUUUUGGGCAGCUCCAGUGCGACGGGGUCCUUGCCGCCGCCGCCGCCGGCGGUGGGGACACCGGAGCGUGCCACGCGACCUCGAAUUGCGGCGCCUUCGAAGGCAGCGCGGGUAUGGACAGUGACCCGCUCGCGUUCUUGGGCGCGGGGACGGGGGACGUCUUCGAUGCCGGUCUCCUCGACGCGGCGCUCGCGUUCACCAGGAGCUCGGCGAGGGCUGCGCCGACGCGGGGCCGUGUCGAACGGCGCCAUGCUCUCAGCUACAGCGGCACCACCGGCGGCAACAUCUCCUCUGGGGAGUCGAACAACUACAGCGGCGGCCACGAAGCCGAGGUGGUGUCGCCGACGUCCACCAUGUCGCCCACCACGGCGCCGCGGCCGUUCACCCACGCGUCGUCGUCCCAGCAGCAGGCGCUCCACGCCAAGCGGAAGGUGACCGACGAGUACCCCGCCACCAUCGCGACGACCGCACCGCCGCCGGCGCCGUUCCCGCGCCCAGGCGGCGGCGCUAAUAAGCGGCGCGCGGCGACGAGCAUCAGCUUCGGCCACGGCGCCCAGCACAGCGCGCGCGACGCCGCCGCCUCCGCCGGGUACGAGCCGGACAUGGAGGCGAUGGCGCAGGUGAAGGAGAUGAUCUACCGCGCGGCCGCCAUGCGGCCCGUCAACCUGGGCCCCGAGAUCUCCGCCGCGGCGGCGGCCACGGAGAAGCCCCGGCGCAAGAACGUGCGCAUCUCGAGCGACCCGCAGACGGUGGCGGCGCGGCUGCGGCGGGAGCGCGUGAGCGAGCGCCUCCGCGUGCUACAGAAGCUGGUCCCCGGCGGCAGCAAGAUGGACACGGCGUCGAUGCUGGACGAGGCGGCCAGCUACCUCAAGUUCCUCAAGUCCCAGGUCCAGGCGCUAGAAACCCUAGGCACCACCAACACCAGCAGCACGAGCGCAUCAAGCAGGUCACAGCACUACAGCUAUUUCGGAAGCGGCAGCGGAAGCAACCCUGGCUUUCCUGGAUUUGGAAGGAGGAGCAGUAGCAUUUCUCCAUCUGGGUAUGUAAAUCCUAAUGGAUCGACGAAUACUAGCAGCAAUCUGUUGUAGCUGUGGUAACUGUUCUUGUAUGACACUGUGCCUGUGAGUGGAUUAUACAUGCAUGCAUGUUGCUGUUUCAUCGCACUGUUCGCUUGGCCGGUAAGGUCUUGUUGUUAAGUAGAUUACGACGUAUUUAGUCAUCAUCAUCAAUUCAUCAUCA